AUGUCACGAUCAGCGACCAGUUUUCUCACAGUUGGGAGUGGCAAGGCGCUGGCACACAUACACUCCGUGUGCGACGUGGGCCUAAUCCACCGCGAUGUGAAGCCAGUGGCUCGAAUAGCAAUCAUUUCCGUAACGACGCAUUUUGUCAUCUUCUCCUUGCAGAGGGGCUGGGUAGCGUUGAUUCCUGAACGGGUCCUUUGUCGGUUUGCUCUGCAUUUCGAUGAGAACCUCCGCUUCCGCACCAAGCAUCCGGACUCGGAGCUAGUGCUUGUGGACUUCGGGCUCUGCUGCCCAGCGACAACUGCUGAGAAGCGAACCAUCGUCGGCACUUUGCUGUACGUCGCCCCGGAGGUGUUCUCUCGGAAGUACAGCACGCAGGCCGAUCUGUGGUCCAUCGGAGUGAUACUUUUCAUCCUGCUCACGGGGCAGCCGCCUUGGAAGCAGAACGUCAAUGUCGGGUUCGUGCCGAGCAAGAAGGUCCUGAAUGGUGAGGCGGCGCAAACCGCGCUGACUGCGAAGGCAGCGUGUCCCCAGAACCUGACUUCAUUCAAAACUAAGUGGAGCUUUCAUGAUGACAUGUAG
Molecule: messenger RNA, 582 nt
Organism: Symbiodinium sp. CCMP2592
Lineage: Eukaryota; Dinophyceae; Suessiales; Symbiodiniaceae
Source: the annotation of a GenBank genome assembly